Solanum pennellii is the source of this 960-nucleotide messenger RNA. RefSeq lists its product as uncharacterized. Gene Ontology annotation, biological process: box C/D snoRNP assembly. Bases 198 to 800 code for a protein of 200 amino acids. Gene Ontology annotation, molecular function: box C/D methylation guide snoRNP complex binding. The record is from RefSeq and is a predicted model, not a curated record. Lineage: Eukaryota; Viridiplantae; Streptophyta; Magnoliopsida; Solanales; Solanaceae. The transcript is spliced from 2 exons.
AAUAAUAAUUUCCUCAACGGAACAAAUAACCAAACGAUCCGUUAGACUUUAGACUAGGGUUCCAAAAAUAACACUCAUUUUUCAAAUAUCCAUCUUGCUUUUGCUGAGUCUUCCCCGCUGCCGCUCUGCCGCCGCCAGCUGCCGCUUGUUCAUUAUAGCAUAUAGGAGAUCAUCAGUUGCUUGCCCUUGGUUCUGAUAUGCAGUCAAACAGCAAAGAUCUGCUUCACUUGGAGACUGAAGGCUUGUCCUUGGAAUCAAAACUUCUCUUUUGCACUAGUGAUGGCGGAUCUCAAUCUCUAAAUUUGAAACCUGACGACCUUCCUGAUAACAAGCCUAACAAGCCUGAAAUCUCUUCUGUACCGAAAAGCCAAGUUCUAACAAAGGUCAAGGAUUUUUUGGGAGUAUUUUUGGAAAACAAUAGAAAAGUGGAGCUUGAAGCAAAGAAGAAUCCUGAGAAAUAUGAUAUCGAAGCACUUACCGGUGAAGAAUCUGAAUACAUAGAGAUGGACUUAAUGCUGGGUGUUGCUGAACUUCACACACAGGAGGCUGUAUCAGCUGCUGAAUCUGCAAUAGCAAGUUACCAACCAGUAAUCGAUCUGGAUACCAAUGAUACGACAGAAUCUGAAGACACUAGCGAUGAGGAUGACAUUGAGGAUACCAACAAAAGUGAUGAUGAUGAUGAUGAUGGAGGUUCUUCUCUAGGAAAAGAAUCUAAGCUUACAGAAAAGGAUUCUCCUAGGAAAGCAUUGAAGAGGAAGCGACAGUCUGUAAAUCGAGCUAACAUAGUUGAGCUCUCUUAGCGCUAAGGACAUUAAACAAUUGUAGCUUAUUUUUGGUGAGAAAUUCAGAACAUAGUUAUAAGUGUGCUUCUCUUCCAUGUUCCUAUAAAACUUGUUUUAGUUCUACUCUUUAUUAAUCAAGUGUAAUGCAAAGAAUACAAAUCAAGUCCGUUUCUAAGGG